GUCCACGAGUGCGAAAACCUAAGAAAACCACUGGACCAAAUGAAAAAGCCAACUCACCAUCCGGCACAGCUAGCGCAGGCAGCACAGGCUCAACAACGGGUGCGGCAGCGGGAGCUACAUCGACGACAUCAUCCUCAUCAUCAUCAGAAGAUAAACGACCGCGUACAGCAUUUAGUGGUUCGCAAUUAGCAAGACUGAAGGUAGGCAUUGCGAAAAUUGUUUUUCUUCCCCUUGUGUUUUCAUUACAGCAUGAAUUCAAUGAAAAUCGCUAUCUGACCGAAAAACGCCGGCAACAGCUAAGUUCGGAGCUGGGCCUCAAUGAGGCUCAAAUAAAAAUUUGGUUUCAAAAUAAACGUGCGAAAUUGAAAAAAUCCAGCGGUGUCAAAAAUCCCCUUGCCCUACAACUGAUGGCCCAGGGCCUGUACAAUCAUUCGACAAUACCAUUGACCCGCGAAGAAGAAGAAUUGCAAGAGCUACAGGAACGAGAGAAGGCGGCCAAUAACAAUAAUCUAACACAACCAGCCGCCAGUGCGGUAUCAUCUUAA
Musca vetustissima is the source of this 545-nucleotide messenger RNA. Its product is annotated as homeobox protein E60-like. The transcript has 2 exons. Gene Ontology annotation, molecular function: DNA-binding transcription factor activity, RNA polymerase II-specific; RNA polymerase II cis-regulatory region sequence-specific DNA binding. Gene Ontology annotation, cellular component: nucleus. The record is from RefSeq and is a predicted model, not a curated record. The annotation marks the transcript as partial. Gene Ontology annotation, biological process: regulation of transcription by RNA polymerase II; neuron differentiation; multicellular organism development. NCBI's taxonomy places the organism in Eukaryota, Metazoa, Arthropoda, Insecta, Diptera, Muscidae.